AAAACAAAACCACGUGUUUUGGCAGUGGUUAAUCAAACGGAAACUAGUUUGUGUAACUUGCAUCUGACGCUAAUGCGAUUUAGAGUCUAAGAUGUCUUCUGAUACUGAUGAAAUGGGGGGUGACACUGAAGAAGAAGUGAUGACGGCGGCAGAAGUUCUAGAAAAACUAGAAGAGGCAUGGUUGAAUGAAAAGUUUUCACCAGAUCUCUUAGAAACUAAAACAGAUUUAGUAGAAUGUAUGUUAGAACAAAUAACAGCCAUGGAAGAGAAUAUACAGAGAGCUAAGAAAGGUGAUUUUAAAAUCAGUAUCCACAGGAUGGAGAUAGAUAGAAUAAGAUAUGUUCUCAGUAGUUAUUUACGAAUACGUUUAAAAAAGAUUGAGGAUUUUACAGCUUAUAUAUUACAUCAAGAAUCUCAAAGAAAAGAAGAAGAUUCUCCGUUAUUAUCACCAGAAGAAUAUAAAUUUGCUAAAGAGUAUCAGACCAGUGUAGAAGGUCAUUUUAACAGUUUAGCCCUUCGACAUAUGCCAGCCAACUCACAAACUCUAGAUCCCAAGCUAACAGUAAUACAGCCAAAUCUAGAUAACUAUAUAUUUUUACGGGUGAAUGAAGACACACAAGGUAUUUUAAUAGAAGAAGAAACAUUAGAUACUGGUGAAGAAAUAGUUGAUUUAGAGAAAGGCGAUCAACACAUCAUGAGGUAUCGUCCGUUAGCCCCACAUGUAGCAUCGUCUGCUGUGUCGUUAAUAUAAUAACAUACACACUUUCAACAUAAUUAGCUGUGAAAAAAAUCAACAUUUUACCAAAUUUUCCAGCUAUUCAACUUUCUAAUACAAAGAUUGGUGUGGAAGGAUAGGAGAUGAACAGAUGUGAAUUUGGGAAAACACUAAUGCAAAUGACGUCACACAAUCUGUAGAUUCCUUAGGCCUGGGAGGGGGGUUGGAUGGCCGAAUUGUUAGCGUGUGCAUGUUGUUUUAUGAGGUCUGUCAUUGAGUCAACUGGUGUGGUUCUGAUUCCCCAUUUGUACUGACAAGGAGUAGCAUCGCCCGUCCAACCUUGUGGGUUUUCUCCGGGUCCCCCGGUUUCCUCCCACUGUUAAAGAUCCCUACGCGCAAGCGAAUUAUUGAAAUAGAAUUAAACCAUAUGUUAGUCCCGAAAUGACCUAGUUUGUGUCGAGUGGAGUUGAACCCCAUUUCUCUCUCUAUCUCUCUCUUCCUUAGAUAGAAAUAAAAAGUGACUGUCGAACCAACCCAUCAAAUCUAGUUUGUGAUCAGAUCAAAUUAAGAUCAAAAAAUUGUUUAAACCAAGGAAUGUCAAUAUUAAAGUCUAACUGUGAAGAGAAUAACUAGAACCGUUCUGGCCUCGAGUUCAUAAAACAUUCUCUAGACUUAAGUUAUGAAUUUGCUCAACUUUCAAUCACUGUUUAUGAGAAAUAUCUUUGAUCUAGAAACACAAAACUUUACACAUAGUUUCUUAUUGAUAUAUUUCAUACAUUAUACCAACAAAAGUUUUAUAAAGGGCUAUAUUGUAGUUAAAAUAAGGUCAACAAUUUUGAGUAAAUUCUUAACUGAAGUCUGAAAAAGCUUUAUGAACUCGGGGUUGGGACAAAUCUGUGAAGUACGCCAUUAUGUAAUUACACAAUUACACCUAGUAAACUGAUUGAAUGCCUAGAAACUAUUAUCAAGUGACAAGUACAAGCAAAUAAAAAUAAGACCGGUUUCUUUACUUCAAUUUGAUAAAUGAAUAUUGUCUGCGUGUAUAUAUCUCUGGUUAUAAAUGACUUAGCAUUAUGUUGUAUAUUAUCAAGCCUGCCGAAAGGGCACCUGUUAAACUUAUAUAUAUAUAUAUAUAUAUAUCCGAAAUAUUAGAACAACCGUAAAGCUGCACUACUUUGUUUCACGGUAAAUGAUGAAAAGAUAAAAGGUAUGCCGAAACAAACUGAUUUCAACACUGGUUUAAUAACAUUUUUAAAGUACUUUUUGUCUGUCUGGGACUAUUCAUAAAUAAUGUCAUUGUAUAAAGAUGAACAGUAUAGUAUAUUUUAAUAUUUAUACAUAUUUACAUAGUAACACUGUGGUUUUAAUUGGCUAUAGUUACCAUAUAUAUAUAUAGAUGUUGAAAUCGUAGUAUUGUUAAUAUAGAAAAAAAUAAAGGUUAAAAAUGCAUAAAGAAAGUACUUUUGUUUAUUUGUCUACAUGUUUUGCUUGAGCUUGUCAAGACAUACAAUAAAUGACAUGACGUCAUUGAAGAAUAAAAGUAUAUAUAUGUCAGGUUGACAAUACUUAGUUAUUAUUGACAUGUUAUUGAACAUAUUAUAAUGUUAGUGAUCACUUUGUAUCCUUGACUUACAAAUUUCCAUUAUUAUUGUCACGUAUAAACAUAUUUCUGUAUAUAAACAAGAGAUUGUAUGAUUGGUUUUGUUUUGUUGUCUGGCAACCCAUGUUUUCAUUACCAUACAAAUAACAUGGAAAUACCCUAGAUAUCUUCCAGGUCUGGUAUGUGAGUGAUCAAAUAAUCUGUGGUCAAUAUCCCCUCUGACUUUAAGCCUACAGUAAACAAAUAUAGCCUAGCUAAUGGCAGUACCAUAACUUAUUAACCUAAUAACCGCUACAUGAACUUCUAUGACCACCAUGUAAACAACAACUGCAGCAGUGACCAGCACUAACACACUGCCAAUAAUAACGACAAACGAUCAGCUAUUUUUCCUUUCUGUCUCUAUUUUAUAUACUGGUAUAUUGAAAAUCUAUCAUUUUCAAUUACAG
This is a messenger RNA of Patella vulgata (common limpet), 2761 nucleotides long. Its product is annotated as DNA replication complex GINS protein SLD5. The record is from RefSeq and is a predicted model, not a curated record. Gene Ontology annotation, biological process: DNA-templated DNA replication; double-strand break repair via break-induced replication. Bases 92 to 751 code for a protein of 219 amino acids. The transcript is spliced from 7 exons. Gene Ontology annotation, cellular component: GINS complex. Lineage: Eukaryota; Metazoa; Mollusca; Gastropoda; Patellidae.